AUGGUUCACGUUUUUGACAAACUUCCUGGGUAUAAAGAUCUUCGUGUUUUGGGAUUUCGGUUGGUUGAAUUUAGAUCUGAUGAUGUGUCAGUCCGCUAUGCUGUGGUGUUUGAGACGAAUGGAGAAGACCAUGACACAGAAUCUAAAACCACUCUAGAACCAGGCACAGAGACAGUUAUUUACACAAACGGGCACAGACUGAAGGAUCUGGUUUCCAAGGCCUUGAGCGAAGAGACAUCCCUGCCUGUGGACAUACAAACACUCAGUUUUGAACCUGAUCCCACUGUUUCUCUACGCAAUGAGUUGGAAGCGACUACCUUGGAGACCUUACUAGAGGAGGUUGUUGGGCACACUGAAGGUUUCUUACCAACUGUUGCUGUCGGAGAGGAAUUUCUUAAAGAUUUUACAGACACACCCGAGGAACUCACUGUUGUGCCCUUAGGUGACUCAGUUACUGUUCUCCUCACCGAGGCUACCACUGCCUCCCCUGCCAUUGAAGUAACUCCCAAUUCUCCCCAAGAGGAACUUAGUGAGGGUCCUCCCUCAGAAGAAGUAGAGUUGUCUCCAGUGGCGGCUACAGAUGAGAUGCUUGAGGUAGAUGCUACAGAGGAGAUGCUUGGGAUAGAGGAGCCUGCAGUGGAUGUUACAGAGGAGACGACUGAGGUAGAGGAGCCUGCAGUGGAUGUUACAGAGGAGACGACUGAGGUAGAGGCUACAGAGGAGACGAUUGAGGUAGAGGAGCCUGCAGUGGAUGUUACAGAGGAGACGAUUGAGGUAGAGGAGCCUGCAGUGGAUGUUACAGAGGAGACGACUGAGGUAGAGGAGCCUGCAGUGGAUGUUACAGAGGAGACGAUUGAGGUAGAGGAGCCUGCAGUGGAUGUUACAGAGGAGACGGCUGAGGUAGAGGAGCCUGCAGUGGAUGUUACAGAGGAGACGACUGAGGUAGAGGAGCCUGCAGUGGAUGUUACAGAGGAGACGACUGAGGUAGAGGAGCCUGCAGUGGAUGUUACAGAGGAGACGACUGAGGUAGAGGAGCCUGCAGUGGAUGUUACAGAGGAGACGAUUGAGGUAGAGGAGCCUGCAGUGGAUGUUACAGAGGAGACGAUUGAGGUAGAGGAGCCUGCAGUGGAUGUUACAGAGGAGACGACUGAGGUAGAGGAGCCUGCAGCAGAUGUUACAGAGGAGACAAUUGAGGUAGAGGCAACAGAGAGGACGCUUGACGUAGAGGAGACUACAGUGGAUGUUACAGAGGAGACGACUGAGGUAGAGGCUACAGAGAGGACGCUUGAUGUAGAGGAGCCUGCAGUGGAUGUUACAGAGGAGACUAUUGAGGUAGAGGCUACAGAGAGGACGCUUGAUGUAGAGGAGACUGCAGUGGAUGUUACAGAGGAGACGUUUAAAGUAGAGGAGCCUCCAGUGGAUGUUACAGAGGAGACAAUUGAGGUAGAGGAGCAUGCUGUGGAUGUUACAGAGGAAACGAUUGCAGUAGAGGAGCCGCUGGAUAUUACAGAGGAGAUGAUUGAGGUAAAGGCUACAGAGGGGACACUUGACCUAGAGGAGCCUGCAGUGGAUGUUAAAGAAGAGACAUCUGAGGUAGAGGCUACAGAGGGGACACUUGAUGUAGAGGAGUCUGCAGUGGAUUCUACAGAGAAGACGAUUGAGGUAGAACAGCCUCUAGUGGAUGCUACAGAGCAGACAAUUGAUAUAGAGAAGACUGUGGAUGCGACAGAGGACUACCUUUGGGUUUGGCCACCAGUUACAAGAACGGCUGUUACAGAACAGCCUACCACCAAAAUGAUUACUCUCUUCCCCCCUGAGGAAGAUGCUGAGGAGACCCUCCCAACUGUUGAACCUAAGGAAGAUGAAGGACCCACAACUACUGAGGCGGCUUUAGAGAAGCAACCAGACGGAGACAAUCAAAUGAUCACCACUACAGCAUCUCUACACGUAGAACCUGCAUCCAUCGAAACAUUCACCACUGUUACACAAUCACCAAACAUGCCUUUAUCUGAGGGUGAUGUCAUCCAAGCAGAGCCUGAGGAAGUCCCCUCAGCAAAUAUUCCCCCUGGACCUUCAGAAGGAUGGGACACACUCCAAGAUGAGGAACCACUUGAGACGGACAUGGAUAUCUCUAAUGACUCGGACAUACAGGAGGAUGUAGAAAAGGUAGAGGACGGUACAGAAGCCGCCAAUACGCUGGACGAGUUUGGCAGUGGAUUAGAAGGCCCAUUUGAGUCCACCGCACCCCCAGCACUCACACACAUGAACACUCCUUUAAUGGCCAGUACUGGAAAAGCCAAAGAAAUGGUGGUGUUCUUUAGUUUGCGAGUCACUAACAUGAUGUUUUCAGAGGACCUGUUCAACAAAAGCUCUCCUGAGUACAGGUCAUUGGAGAAUACCUUUCUUCAGCUGGUAGGUAAACACAUAUUUGUGCUCGAUAUUAUCUCUCUGCAUGCCUUGUUGUCAUACCUGUAUUUUUAG
Messenger RNA from Oncorhynchus kisutch (coho salmon), 2481 nucleotides. RefSeq names its product interphotoreceptor matrix proteoglycan 1-like. The transcript is spliced from 4 exons. The record is from RefSeq and is a predicted model, not a curated record. Lineage: Eukaryota; Metazoa; Chordata; Actinopteri; Salmoniformes; Salmonidae. Bases 1 to 2481 code for a protein of 826 amino acids. Gene Ontology annotation, biological process: visual perception.